UCUUUCGAAGAUUUCUCGAAUCCAGAUGACCAAUCGGACACGACAUUUGAGUGGAGUUUGGAUGAUCCUCCAACUGUUGAGCUAGAAUAUCCCAACUCCAACGCCUGUGAAACCUUCAUGCUACUCGCCCCUAAGGACAAGGAUCACUACAACCCUAUCCUGUGCCUCGAACAGUCACUCCAUGUUAUUUACGAAUGCUAUUUGACCCCUUCACAACGCGACGUUCUUGGCACAAUUCCCUUCGAAUGCCGGAGCGAUCCCGAAGAGUCACCACCAUCCUCUCCGCCCCCACUCUCCCCACCUGCUCCAUUCUCAUCAUCCGCGGUCUCGCCAGAUUCGCCCCGCAGUGUCUGUUCUACGUUCUCUCUCGACGGUGCACCAGCACGAAUACGGGGUGCCGGCGAGUCCGAGCCCGAGCAGGCCUAUUUCCAUAGCUUAAACCCAACAGGGCGAAAUUACUUAUCCGAGUUGGGUCGGGCUCUCAAAAAGGGCCACGGUCCCCAGUUCAUAAAGGCGAUGGUCGAGAUCAAUCGAAUCCUUCGCGCGCUCAAGUACCCGCCAUUGCCUGCGGACCCCUUCGCUGAGGGUGCGCCGAUGGAGUGGGGGGAGGGCUGCGGGAUCCCCAGCAAGGUGAGCCUGCGCAUCCUGGAGGAGACAUACCAGCGGUGCGUCGGGCCUCACGUCAACAAGCUCAACCGGUCGUACGAUCCGUUCUCGUCGUCGGUGUACGGCGAGCUGAUGCCAUCCUUCACGACGGAUAUCAUUCGGGAGACGCGUCUGCGCCCGUCGAGCCUGUUCCUGGAUCUUGGGAGUGGGGUAGGCAAUGUGGUCCUGCAGGCGGCGCUUCAGGUCGGUUGCCGGGCGUACGGGAUCGAGAAGAUGGCAGCACCCUCUGCGUGUGCACGGAACCAGCUCGCGCAGGUCCAGAAGAGGUGCAGGAUGUGGGGGGUGAGCAUGGGAGAGGUGGAGCUGGAAGAGGGGGAUAUGCUGGCGAGUGCGCGGGUGACGGAUUUGCUACCCAAGGCGGAUGUGGUGUUGGUGAACAACAAGGUGUUUGCUCAGUCUCUCAACGAGGCGCUCAGACCUAAGUUCCUCGAUCUCAAAGAGGGUGCGAUAGUCGUGUCGCUGACGCCAUUUGUUCCGGUUAACGCACGCAUAACUGAGCGUAAUGUGGACGACAUCUCAGCGAUCUUCGACGUUCGCGAGCGACCAUACCAUUCGGGAAGCGUAUCAUGGGGCAGCGGCAGCGGAUCGUACUACAUCCACACGGUCGACCGAGAGGGCUACGCAGGGAUUCGACAGCGCUUCGAGAACUUCCGUGCACGACGGUCAGGUUCACGACACAGUUAG
Coniophora puteana RWD-64-598 SS2 is the source of this 1350-nucleotide messenger RNA. RefSeq names its product DOT1-domain-containing protein. Gene Ontology annotation, cellular component: nucleus. NCBI's taxonomy places the organism in Eukaryota, Fungi, Basidiomycota, Agaricomycetes, Boletales, Coniophoraceae. The record is from RefSeq and is a predicted model, not a curated record. Gene Ontology annotation, biological process: DNA damage checkpoint signaling; regulation of transcription regulatory region DNA binding; DNA repair. The annotation marks the transcript as partial. Gene Ontology annotation, molecular function: histone H3K79 methyltransferase activity. The transcript is spliced from 6 exons.